Messenger RNA from Punica granatum (pomegranate), 4350 nucleotides. The record is from RefSeq and is a predicted model, not a curated record. Lineage: Eukaryota; Viridiplantae; Streptophyta; Magnoliopsida; Myrtales; Lythraceae.
GUCGACGCUCCGCUCGUUAUACUCAGACCUUCUCCUUCAUCGGACCCGGAGACCCCUCUUGUCUCUCUCAGCGCCCGAGCACGAAGAAGAAAUUUUUUUUUAAAAAAAAAAAUUGAAAAAACAGCACAUCGAUGGACAUUGAAAUUGUACUGGGUUGGUGAUUUUUCCGACGGUCGGUAAGGUUUAGCUGAAUUCUUGGAACUAGGGUUUUCGUCUGGGAGCUUGGAGGGGGGGCGCUCGGCGGGCCAUGGAGGACGACCAGGAGUACGACCAGCAGUACUACGGCGACGAGGAGGAUGACGAGAUCACGCAGGAGGACGCCUGGGCCGUCAUCUCGGCCUACUUCGAGGAGAAGGGGCUGGUGCGGCAGCAGCUCGAUUCCUUCGACGAGUUCAUUCAGAACACUAUGCAGGAAAUAGUUGACCAGUCGGCGGAAAUCGAGAUUCGGCCCGAGUCGCAGCACAACCCGGGUCACCAGUCCGAUUUCGCCGAGACAAUUUACAAAAUUAGAUUUGGUCAAAUAUAUUUGAGUAAGCCAAUGAUGACUGAAUCGGAUGGAGAAACCGCAACACUAUUUCCCAAAGCUGCAAGGUUGAGGAAUCUUACAUACUCGGCUCCCCUGUAUGUUGAUGUAUCUAUGAGAGUAAUAAAGAAAGGACAUGACGGGGAAGAACUCACUGAGCCACAAGACUUGGCGAAGGUCUUCAUUGGCAAGGUUCCUAUAAUGCUUCGAUCAAGUUAUUGCACAUUGUACCAGAACUCAGAAAAGGACUUGACAGAGCUAGGAGAAUGCCCAUACGACCAAGGUGGUUAUUUUAUUAUCAAUGGAAGUGAAAAGGUUUUGAUUGCUCAGGAGAAAAUGAGCACCAACCAUGUUUAUGUGUUCAAGAAAAGGCAACCAAAUAAGUAUGCCUAUGUGGCGGAGGUCCGUUCUAUGGCGGAAUCGCAGAAUAGGCCACCUAGUACAAUGUUUGUGAGGAUGCUUUCUCGGACUAGUGCCAAAGGGGGAUCUUCGGGCCAAUACAUCCGGGCCACUUUACCGUAUAUCCGAACUGAAAUCCCCAUUAUAAUUGUGUUCCGAGCUUUGGGUUUUGUCGCUGACAAGGACAUACUGGAGCACAUUUGUUAUGACUUUUCUGACACUCAAAUGAUGGAACUGCUUCGUCCUUCUCUCGAGGAAGCGUUUGUCAUUCAAAAUCAACAGGUUGCACUAGACUACAUAGGAAAAAGAGGAGCAACUGUUGGUGUAACCCGGGAAAAACGUAUAAAGUAUGCAAAGGAGAUCCUUCAAAAAGAAAUGCUUCCUCAUGUUGGUGUUGGGGAGUACUGUGAAACAAAGAAAGCCUACUAUUUUGGAUAUAUCAUUCAUCGACUUCUACUAUGUGCCCUUGGACGAAGGGCGGAAGAUGAUAGGGAUCACUAUGGCAACAAGAGGCUGGAUCUUGCAGGCCCUUUACUCGGAGGCCUUUUUAGAAUGCUCUUCAGAAAAUUAACAAGGGAUGUGAGAGCUUAUGUCCAGAAGUGUGUUGACAAUGGAAAGGAUGUCAACCUGCAAUUUGCUAUUAAGGCGAAGACCAUUACAAGUGGUCUCAAAUACUCACUUGCCACUGGAAACUGGGGGCAAGCGAAUGCUGCUGGCACAAGAGCAGGAGUGUCACAGGUGCUGAAUCGUUUGACAUAUGCCUCCACACUUUCACACUUGAGAAGACUAAAUUCUCCAAUUGGGCGCGAAGGUAAAUUGGCAAAACCAAGGCAGUUGCACAAUUCGCAAUGGGGAAUGAUGUGUCCUGCUGAAACUCCUGAAGGACAAGCUUGUGGACUGGUGAAGAAUUUGGCCCUGAUGGUUUAUAUAACAGUUGGAUCAGCAGCGUAUCCUAUACUAGAAUUUUUAGAAGAGUGGGGCACAGAAAAUUUUGAGGAAAUAUCUCCCGUGGUUAUUCCCCAAGCUACGAAGAUCUUUGUCAAUGGUUGCUGGGUGGGCAUCCAUCGGGAGCCUGAUAUGUUGGUGACAACCUUACGGCGGUUGAGGAGACGGGUUGAUGUCAACACAGAAGUUGGGGUGGUUAGAGAUAUCCGUUUAAAAGAGCUGCGGAUAUAUACUGAUUAUGGCCGGUGCAGUCGUCCACUUUUCAUUGUCGAGAAGCAAAGACUUCUAAUUAGGAAGAAGCAUAUACAUGCAUUACAGCAGAGAGAAAGCCCAGAAGAGGGUGGAUGGCACGAUUUGGUGGCUAAAGGAUUUAUAGAGUACAUUGAUACUGAGGAAGAAGAAACCACUAUGAUAUCGAUGACCAUUAAUGACCUUGUGCAAGCUAGGCUUAACCCAGAGGAGGCAUAUUCUGAAACUUAUACCCAUUGUGAGAUCCACCCUUCACUGAUCCUUGGUGUUUGUGCUUCAAUUAUACCAUUUCCUGAUCAUAAUCAGUCCCCUCGUAAUACGUAUCAAUCGGCAAUGGGCAAGCAAGCCAUGGGAAUCUAUGUGACCAAUUACCAGUUUCGAAUGGAUACCCUGGCAUAUGUGUUAUAUUACCCUCAAAAGCCCCUUGUCACCACACGGGCCAUGGAACAUCUUCACUUUAGGCAACUUCCUGCUGGCAUUAAUGCUAUUGUCGCAAUUGCCUGCUACUCUGGGUACAAUCAAGAAGAUUCUGUCAUCAUGAACCAGUCAUCAAUUGAUCGUGGUUUUUUCCGGUCUUUAUUUUUCCGUUCAUAUAGGGAUGAGGAGAAAAAGAUGGGGACACUUGUCAAGGAAGAUUUUGGGCGUCCUGAUAGAGCAAAUACGAUGGGCAUGCGGCAUGGUUCAUAUGAUAAGCUGGAUGAUGAUGGUCUUGCUCCUCCCGGUACAAGGGUCUCGGGUGAGGAUGUAAUUAUUGGAAAGACAACUCCAAUUGCACAAGACGAAGCUCAGGGACAAGCUUCCCGUUAUACAAGGCGAGAUCACAGCAUAAGCUUGCGCCACAGCGAGACAGGGAUAGUCGAUCAAGUCCUGCUGACAACAAAUGCUGAUGGAUUGAGGUUCGUCAAAGUGAGAGUGAGAUCAGUAAGGAUACCUCAAAUUGGAGAUAAAUUUAGCAGUAGGCAUGGGCAGAAAGGAACAGUCGGCAUGACCUACACUCAAGAAGACAUGCCAUGGACAGUUGAAGGCAUAACUCCUGAUAUUAUUGUGAACCCCCAUGCUAUACCUUCUCGAAUGACGAUCGGCCAGCUUAUUGAGUGUAUCAUGGGGAAGGUUGCUGCACACAUGGGGAAGGAGGGAGAUGCAACUCCUUUUACAGAUGUCACUGUGGAUAACAUCAGCAAGGCUCUUCACAAGUGUGGGUACCAAAUGCGUGGAUUUGAGACCAUGUACAAUGGCCACACAGGACGGAGACUCAGUGCUAUGAUAUUCCUGGGGCCUACCUAUUACCAGAGACUGAAACACAUGGUCGAUGACAAGAUCCAUUCCCGUGGACGUGGGCCUGUGCAGAUCCUCACAAGGCAGCCUGCAGAGGGACGGUCCCGUGAUGGUGGGCUUCGGUUUGGUGAGAUGGAGAGAGACUGCAUGAUUGCACAUGGUGCUGCCCACUUUCUCAAGGAGAGGUUGUUUGAUCAGAGUGAUGCCUACAGAGUUCAUGUUUGUGAGCGUUGUGGGUUGAUAGCUAUUGCAAACCUUAAGAAGAACUCGUUCGAGUGCAGAGGUUGCAAGAAUAAGACCGACAUUGUUCAGGUUCACAUUCCUUAUGCCUGCAAGUUGUUAUUCCAAGAGCUAAUGGCCAUGGCAAUAGCCCCAAGAAUGCUCACAAAAGACAUCAAACCCGUGAAAGAUCAAAAGAAGAGAGGGGCCUGAGGUAAAUAUACUCAGCGAGCAUUCUUCAAGAUUUGAUGAUGGACUCAUGCAAGUCAUUUUCUGAAGGUCACUGCAGGAGCUGGGAGAAGUAAAAAUUGAAAGGGCCCUCAUCUGGCACUUUUAUUUUUCUUUUCUAUCUUGUAAUUCACAAGAAGUGGCUCCUGCAAAGGGGGACGAGACUGGCCGCAGCACGUGGAGCCUUUAUCGCUUCGAUGAAUAGUAUCUGCGAUGGCUGAAGAGUAAAACCAUGGGGAGCCAUAUUUUUCGUGCACUGCUAGUUCGAUGACUCCGAGGAUUUGUGCAGAAGGAGCCUUUGUGGUUUUCCGAAUAUUUUCUGAGGGGGAGAUUGACGGGCAAAUAGUUGUAAUUGGUUCUUUGCCUGUAAUAGCCUAUGAUGUAAUGUAACUAUGGUUUUUGGGACUUUAACUGCAAAUGUAAACGGUCUCUUUUUGUAGCUGAUGAUCAGGGAAAUGGAUUUUCUAUAUUUGUACACGUGCGUGUGAAAUUAGAACUCGAUGUUACUUGCA